This is a messenger RNA of Lobosporangium transversale, 4480 nucleotides long. RefSeq lists its product as hypothetical. Lineage: Eukaryota; Fungi; Mortierellomycota; Mortierellomycetes; Mortierellales; Mortierellaceae. The transcript has 8 exons. Gene Ontology annotation, molecular function: protein binding. The record is from RefSeq and is a predicted model, not a curated record. Bases 179 to 4180 code for a protein of 1333 amino acids.
UUUCUCUCUUUUUUCUCCAUUGACUCCCAUCAACAUAAUCUCACGCCCUUUUCAACAUUUGACACCACAAACCGUUGGGAACAAAAGGCAAAAUAAAAAAGGAUAAACUUGCCCCGCUCGAUUUCACUUACCGAAUUAUAAUAAAAAAAGUCUUACCUCUACGCAUUCACCACUAACAAUGACUUCGACCAAGAAGAGCAAAACUCGUGCCAUGCCUAUGCUUCCAACGUCGUCAACAGCUCCCUGUCUAGCACAUUCAUUGCAGAACGAGGACUGGCCAGCAGAAGCACAAAAGGUCAAGGACGAGCAGAUGCAAGCCUUCUACCAAGAGUAUAUUAAGACUGUACCCGAGAAAGGAACAGUCGUGGAUCCAGACGAUCAUAUUCGGAGACUUACAACUGCCCUUACUCAGUAUACGAGCAGAGGAAUGCCAGAGGAUAAAGCUGUAUCAGAAGAGUUUUUACGCCAAGGUUCUGAACAUAUCUUGACUCCUUCUCCAGAGGAACUCAUGGAGCUGUAUGCGACAGUCCUUCGUGAGAAUUUAGACUUGAAUCCUAAAAUGAAGGAAAUACUUACGGAUCAAAACUUUGCGGCAUCUACAUUACUACAUGGAGAAGAGCUCAUCCAGCAUUUUCGUCAUCAUCAGCAACGUCAACAUGCAGCAGCGUCUCAACAACACGCUCCUUGCGGAUGUGGUGUAGACCAUGGAGAUGAGGCCCUUGGCUUUCCGGAAGACAGCUAUGAGGACGAGCCGGAUGAGGAAGAGGAAGAAGAAGACGACGAAGGAGGCGAAGGAGAUGAGGGAGAAGAGGAUGAUGGUGAAGAGGAGGAGGAAGAGGAGGAGAGCAUGGAUGAUGAAGAGUAUGAUGAUGACGAUGGACAGGAUGUUGUAGAUGGGUAUGCACAUCACUAUGAAGAGAACAGCAUCAAAAUGAUGGCCUAUGAAGAAGAGAAACUUAAGCUAGAGACAGUCCGCAGAGUCCGUGAGGAAGAACGACGUCUCAAGGAGGAGUUUCGCAAGAAAAGGCUAUCCGAGAGGAUAAAGCAGAAGCAAGAAAAGGAGAGAAUUCAACUACUGCAACGAUUACGUCUAGAAGAUGAAGAGCGCCGCAGGCGCGAAGUACUGGAAAAGCAGCGUCGGGAAAAACUUGAAGAAGAGAUGCGGAAGAAGCGAGAGGCGGCUGAAGCCGACCAAAAGGCCCGUUCAUUCUUAUUUCAAUGCACGAUGCGGUCACAGGUUGAGACUGUAAAACAAAUCAUUAGCGCUACUCCGGAUGAAUCUUGUUCCUUGACAGGCGUACCACGCUUCGUCACAACUGCCGCGACGCGCCUAUUUGGAUGGGAGUUCAUGACCAUGGUAGAAGGCGUUGGUGAAGUUAGUGAGGAAAAGGGCGUCCAGGAGACACUGCUUCACGUCGCUGUACGAGUAGGAUGUGUUGACUUGGCGAUAUUCUUUAUUAGCAAAGGUGCGCCGUUAGAUGCUCUUGAUAAGGAUGGGCUAACGCCACUCCAUACUGCAGCAAAACAUUCUUCGCCUUUUGAGAUAUGCAAAGUGCUUGUAGAGAAGACUGCGCAUCAUAUUGAUCAGACAUGCAUUCUCGACGGCAAGACAGCACUUCACUAUGCAGCCCAGACUGGAUAUGCCGAUCUCGUAUUGUUGUUGUUACAAUACCAUGCUCGGAUUAAUCCACAAGACCUUAAGGGCAACACACCAGAAUUCCUUGCAAAAGUGGGGUUGGAGAGUGUAUUAUCAGAAAAGUCAACAAAGGCCAAUACGAAGCAGGCCAACGCAACCAAAGCACAGAAAUUUCGAAAUGUAAUACAGCACCUCCAAAAAGCGAUAAUUGCAGCUAAGGAGGCUCAAAGUCGGAAGGAUGCACAGCUUGAGGAACAAAGGCGAAGAGACGAAGCUCUUGCGCGCGAAGAAGCAGAGAAGGAUAAUGCUGCUCGAAGAAAACAGGAGGAGAAGCUCGAAGCGGAUUUGAGGAGACGCUUGGAGGAAGAGAAGGAGUUAGAACGUUUGAAGGCGAUAGCGUCGGACCCAAGCGGAAAUAACAACACUAGCAACAAGAAAAAGAAGAAGAAAAAAGGCGGCAACAAAAAUGAAGCAGCAUCCACUGCAAAAGAGACACCACCAAUAACAUCUUCCCCGUCUAAAAAAGGAAAGGAAUCUUUCUCCGAACUAUCCAACGUUGAUACUAAAAUGGUUCAAAGUUCAGCAGAAUCGACGUCAAUCUCAAAUCAACCUAUAAAAAUCAUUGACCCUCCAUUACCGACUGCAAAGCCUUCCGGGGCCAAUACAAAACCGUCGACAUCAGCUAAAAUAGUAUCAGCUGUUAGCUCACAGCCCACCAUAAUAAGAAUUCCAAAACCCAAAACAACAUAUCGUCCUUCACAACUGGUCGUCACUCGCAUGACAGAUAUGGGAUUUCCAUUGCGUGAAUCUCGGAAAGCGCUAAUUCAGACUGAAGGACGUGUGGAGGAUGCAAUCGACCUCUUAACCAGUGGAGCACAACUCGCAGAUGAUUCUGAGGAUGAAGCAGAGCAGGCAGCAGAGAGAGCUAAAGCCAAGGCAGCCAAACUUAGCGCUAUGAAUGCAAAGGCGCAGCCAGCAAAGUCGUCGGAAGGUCAUGUGAAUGGUCAUGCCAAUAUUGUACGGUCACCGCAGCAGCCCAACUCCGAUCCUGCACAGAACCACCAUGCUCAGUCUACAUCUCAACAGCAACAGCAGUCGCAGGCACAUCAGCGCACAUUUUCUCAGUCCCAUGCUCCUCUGGGGAUGCAACAAAUAUCUCCACGGCCUGCUAACCAUCCCGUACAGAUCUUGCAACGGACUCAGGCGGUGGCUCCCCAUGUCCAAUCCCGAUCAGUACCUACGCAAGUGCUUCAGCGACCCUCAGCUCAUGUUCAACAGCUGCAGCAUCCACAGUCCCAUAUCAACGCACAAAUUGCAAAAGCAGGGAAGUCACUAUCCAGCCAAGGAGCGGUACUAGCAACCUUGAACCCAGUGCUGCAUCAAACUCCGGCGAUUACAGGCUUCAUCGCCCCUAGGGCAGCUCAGCCGAUAUCUUCUACACGUACUCCCUAUUCUUAUGGGCCAGCGACACCAUACUCUCAUAAUAGUAAGCCUUUGACACCUUCAGUUAGCACGAGCCAUGUCAACAAUCCCAACCUAACUUCUAACAGAAUACCAGUGUCUCCAUCCGCUUCUGGCAUGGAUCGAAGUGUCCCUGGACAUGGGCCUGUAAAUGACGCUGGAGCGAUUGGGGUGGUGCAUAAGUUGGGAGACAUGAACCUCUCAGAUCAUCAAGGCUUUGGUACUGGCUCGGAUUUUUCUGGAUUUGCGGCAGUGGCAUCUACGUGGGAUGUCAGUAUUGGUAGCAAGGGACCGGUGACCUCAGCUUCACAGGAGCUUCCAAUGCCUAUGAGUGCAGGAUAUCAGUCUUCGCCUAUGACUGGGCAUAAUCUAUGGUCAACCUCUGGCUUACCCCUAUCUACAACAUCUUUGCUUUCUAACGUUGCCGAUAACAAUAUUGGAUCUGCGUUCGGAUCCCCAUUCUUGACCAGUUUACCGACAGCCCACCACCAGCAACAGCAAACACAGUGCCAACCGGUACAUCAACCAACAUUACGCCAACAACAGCAUCCAGGCUCGUCAGUCAUGGGUUCUCCUUUGGAUGGGCUGCAGGCUUUUGGUGAUAAUGAUCUAGAUCUUGGGAAUGCGGGCGAUGAAAUGAUCAAGGACGUACUUGCCAUGACAGGCGCUAUCGACUCUGAAGAGUUUGCGGAACUUCAGGCAGAGUACUCACUCUUGGGCUCUGGGCCCUCAAACAACAGUAAUAGCAAUGGUACUUCCAGCAACGUCAGCAAUGGGCCUUCGAGAACUGUUGGAGAUGGACGAAACAGCAAUCAGAAUAGUAAUAGUGGGCAGCCCAUGGCAAGUUUGUGGGACAUGUCUACAACUGGCUCCUUUAAUGGUGAAGGUAAUCAUGGACUGCCAUCGCCUAUUGGCCCUCUAGGUGGGCAUGCACGACGUGGUAUGGAUUCAGGUUUUAAUGGCAAUGACCCCGGACACCAGAAGAGAUAUACCCGAAUACAGCCAAUGGAACUCGGGAUUCAUAUUGGAUCAAAGCAUGUAUCCAUCCUCACAGCACAACAUUGGCUCAUCUACAUUCCUUGAUAGCUUCUUUGGAUCGAGUGUUGGUGUCUCCACGUCACUCUAUAGCCAACAGCCUCAAGUACAGCCUCAUCAUUUUCCACACCAACCACAACCGCUAUCGCCGUUUGACUAUUCAAAUUUCGGAGGAUUAGGUAAUUCAACAACCUCGAACACUCCAUCAUUGACAUCGCCUACAUCGUCUGGAGUUGUAUCCAUGUCUGCAAUUGGGAGCAGCCGACAACAUUUCUCAUCGCAGCAGCCUAUAGGCUCCAUACCAACCAAGAGUAAUAAUGAUAGUCAAAACCCCAAACACUAUUAAAA